AUGCGAGAGCGGAACCAAAGUCAGUAUCAACUUGUUUGGCUGCGGAAGAUUGCCUGCACGCAUGCCAAGCGGACUCGGUGCAGCUCAGCACAAAUUGCACGAGACGAAGAUGGCAUCGCCGCCUACGCCAGCCAAAGGCAGAGAGAUGUGUUGGGACCACUUACGAUGUGGGAGGCACCACGGGUGCGCGAGGCCUUGAUCUGUGCGCCGCUGUUGGGCGUGGAAAGGGUAGCGUUCGACGACAUGUUAGCGACGAGAAAGCUAUGA
Messenger RNA from Pseudozyma hubeiensis SY62, 267 nucleotides. RefSeq names its product transporter. The record is from RefSeq and is a predicted model, not a curated record. The transcript has a single exon. NCBI's taxonomy places the organism in Eukaryota, Fungi, Basidiomycota, Ustilaginomycetes, Ustilaginales, Ustilaginaceae. The coding region runs from base 1 to 267 and encodes 88 amino acids.